This is a messenger RNA of Rhipicephalus microplus (southern cattle tick), 5391 nucleotides long. Its product is annotated as phospholipid-transporting ATPase ABCA3-like. Gene Ontology annotation, molecular function: ATP hydrolysis activity; lipid carrier activity; ABC-type transporter activity. Gene Ontology annotation, cellular component: intracellular membrane-bounded organelle; membrane. Lineage: Eukaryota; Metazoa; Arthropoda; Arachnida; Ixodida; Ixodidae. The record is from RefSeq and is a predicted model, not a curated record. Gene Ontology annotation, biological process: transmembrane transport; lipid transport.
AUGCAUGUUGCUUUCGAAGAGCCUGGGGAACCUGCUCUGCAAGCGCCCCAAGGUGCCAAUGCAGCUGGCGAUGUUAAAGCGGGUAGCCCCGAGUGUGCGACCUCCGAGGCGCUCCAUCCCGGCGCAUCUCCCUGGCGCCAGCUUCUGAUGGUGCUGUGGAAGAAUAUCUACAUAAAGCGCAUGCAGCGCCACUACACCACCACGCUGCUCGAGAUUGUGCUGAUGGUGGUGCUGCUGCUGGGCAUCCAGGACGACGCCGAGGUUGUUGAACCACUAGUGCGCAGAGGCGACACCUACUUUCGGCCCAUCAGCACCUAUACCUACUGGAACACGCAGCCCGACAUGGCACAGAUUACCCAGGUGUACUUUGCGCCCGUAGAGAACAGGUACCUUGCGAGAUUAACGCAUGAUGCCAUGGCGGAUCUGCGGGUGGUCCACUUGACUGGCUUCGCGACCGAAAAGGAGCUCGUGGCAGCCAUGCGCCUCCAAAACGGCACGCCUGUGCACACGGUGGCGCUGCUGUAUACGGACGUGGCUCCAGGGGACCGAGACAGCGUGCCAGUCAGCCUGCACGUCAACUUUUUCGGAGGUCGGCUACCAUUCGACGUGCGCGUCAACUAUCUAAAACGCCUUCUGUCGCAACCCGAGGGGCCCUCGAAGGAAGAGCGCUUCCCCGAGGUGAACACGCUGCUGCCCAUUAUGGGCGCCCUGCAGCAGCGGCACCUCGAGUACCAGUCAAUGAGGCACAAUCGCACCACGAGCCGGAUGCGGCCCGUGCACCUACAGCGAUUCCCGUACCCGACCUACAUAGAGCACAAGGACACCAAGAACUACGCGCUCGUACUGACGCGGUUCUGCGUCGGAAUGCUGGUUCCGUUCGCCGUCUUCGUUGCUAGACUCAGCGAGGAGAAAACGUCCGGUAUGAAAGAGAUGCUGCGCGUGGUGGGCCUCAACGAUUGCGUCUACUGGGUGAGCCACUACAUCAGUGGCUUCUUCAUGCACCUGAUCAUCGUGACCCUGAUGAUGCUCAUUCUGUGCGUCAAAAGGAACGAAGAUGGACGCGCGUUCAUCCAGUUCAGCGAUCCGUUCCUUUUGUUCUGCAUCCUUAUGUGCUUCUGCAGCUCGUGUCUUAUGCACGCCACGUUGCUCUCCAUGAUUUUCGCCAGUCCACACACUGCGGUAGCCGCUGCCAUGUUGUACUGGACCUUCAGCUGCCUGAUGCCGUUCCUCGCGCUCGAGAAUGCCGGUGGCCAGGGCUAUCACUUCAUCAAGCGAAGCCACAAAUUGGUGACGUCCGUCUUCCCCGGCAUGAGUUUGCACUGGAGCUUCCGCGUUCUCGAGCGCUUCGAGAAGUUCGUGCCCUUUGGGGCAAACUGGUCCAACUUCGCUAGCCACGCCGCCACACCUGACAACGUGACUCUUGCCGAGAUCGUGUUCGUGGGCCUGAUGUGCGACUGCUUAAUCGGAGUCGUGGUCUGGUACUUGGACAACGUAAUGCCUAUUGGGCCCGGAAUCGCCAAGCCCCUCCUGUACCCAUUCAAGAUGGAGUAUUGGCUGCCCAGUAUGACGUACCUCAAGGAGCCGUUGAGGUCGGCUAAAGAGGUUGCAAACUUCGAGCCGGAACCAAGAGAUCAAUGUGUCGCUAUAGACCUCUUUCACGUCAGCAAGGAUUACGACGGCGUGGAAGCCGUUCAUGACGUCAGUUUGCGCAUCUUCAACAACCAGAUUACCGUGCUUCUUGGCCACAACGGCGCCGGCAAGACAACGCUGCUGAACAUGAUCACCGGGUUCACUAACUCCACCUCGGGCAAUGUGCUGGUGGGCGGAUAUGACGUCAUGACGUGCACCAAGGAUGCCCGCGAAAGCAUCGCCUACUGUGCUCAGGACAACAUCCUGUUCGAUGACCUCACCGUUGAAGAGCAUCUAGUUUUCUUCGCUGUCGUUAAGGGCACCCCAUACGACAGCGUUCGGCAGGAAGUGGUCACCCUGCUGAACGAAACUGGUCUGAUUCAGUACCGCUCUGAUCUGGUGGACACGUUGUCCUUGGGCCAACAGCGACGCCUCUGCGCUGCUCUGGCCAUCGUGUCCAAACCGAAGGUGAUCAUCUUGGAUGAGCCCACGGCCAACAUGGACCCGGAGGGCCGCCGUGAGAUGUGGGAGCUUCUCCUUAAGAUUCGUAGGAGCUGCGCGCUAUUCCUCACGACCCAGCAUCUUGAUGAAGCAGACGUCCUGGCUGACCGCAUACUCAUCAUAGUGAAUGGCAGAAUUCGAUGCGCCGGCUCUCCGACAUUCCUAAAGCAGCGCUUCAACACUGGCUACCGCAUGUUAAUCUACAAGAGCCCCACUUGCGACGUGUCACGCAUAGAGAUGCUUCUGCGCAAGUAUGCACCUAAAGUGAAACUGCAGAGCGACUCCUUCAACGAGGUCACCUUCCUUCUGGGACAUACUCCCUCCACUAAACGCAUCAUCAACAUGUUUCGGGACAUCGAAAAGCAGAGCAGACACUUGGGCAUCGAGUCGCUGGGCUUGACGGUGACCUCACUCGAAGACGUCCUCAUAGGUGUCGCCGAAGAACACCACGUGCACAGCCAUAAGCUCACCGAGACCAUCAAGCAGCAUGAUGCGUCCAUGAUCGAAACCAAGGGCACCUUAGUAAACGUAAUGGCGAGCACGGUCUCCUCGAAUCCGGGAUGCGCACGCCGCAUGUGGGCGGUGUUCUGCAAGCGAGCCACCUGCGUCUCGCGGCAGCUCAAGAUCCCGCUCUUCAGUUGGCUGCUGCCCAUGAUGCUGCUCUGGCUGCUCUUCACUUUCGAGGACGUGGCACUGUACCGGAACGCCAUCGUUGCCGAACACGUGGGCAACACGCUCUCCUACAGCUUCGUCGAGCUUGUCGGCAAGGCCAACGGGUUCGCACAAGUUAGAGAAGAUGGAGUGUUCUACGUCGACUACAUACUGCCCUUAAUAAGGCCAGGCGUAACCACCGUAGAGGUCAUCCUUCCUGACGAAAACGUGGACGAGUGGCUGCUCCAGUUGGCCAAGGACGAUUUGCGUCAUUACGUCUUCAUGACGCACUUUGGCGUGCAGCUGCUGGAACAAGGAAGAACGGUUCUCUGGUACAACGGCGAGAUCCAGCACAUGGCGCUAUUGGUACUGACGCUGUUCAACAAUGGGCGCCUGCACUUCAUCACCGGUAAAACUGACGUGCUGUUCAGCUUCGAGGUGACUGUGCUCGACAGCGCCAAUGUGGGUGGUGAAGGAGAGCACGGGGAGAGCCAUGGCGCCUAUCGAGAGCUGCUGCCUCAGAUCCUGCGCUCCAUAUUUUUGCCCAUGGUGUCCAGCCUGAUGUGCAGCAAUUUUGUGCUUUUUCCGAUCACCGAGCGGGCACUGCAGGUAAAGCACCUGCAUAUUAUUACGGGAAUCGGGCCGUUCCUCUACUGGAUCACCAAUUUCGUCUGGGAUUUUAUGUUUUACAUGGGCACCGCCAUUUUCAUCUUGCCGCCCAUUGCUUACUUCCACGCCGACUCGCUGGAUUUCAACUACAUUCAACUCAUCUUUAUAUUGAAUAUACUGCACGGCUACGCUGCGCUACCGUUCAUCUACAUAUGUUCCUUCUGUUUCGACAACCCUGGCUUCGGAUUCUCUGCUCUUGCCAUCUCUACGUUUAUAAUAUCGUCACUUUGCUGCACGGGUGCCGUGUUCAUGGAGCACUACGCGGAAACGCUGAACAACGUCCCACUCGUGGUCUUCAUCGAGACGAUACUCCAAAUGGCGCGGCUUCUGCCUUCCUACUCGUACUCGCGUGGCAUGACCAAAGUGCUGCAGUUGGCCACCGAAAACGCGGUGUGCCAACGCGGUGGAAAGGACCUCGAGACUGCCUGCCAAGAAAAGUCUGUCGCCUUCAAGAUGUCACUGCUGCAGUGCUGCAAGCACAUCGCUGGCCCUGACCCUUAUCGUUACGCAAUCAGCCCUCUGGACGUGCACUCGUACUCUGCUUUUUACGAAGUGCUCACCCUGUUUCUGGAAGGGCCGCUGCUUUUCGGUCUGCUAGUGUACGCCGACUACUACUUGCUGCGCCAACUAGACCGACACUUGACUGCUCCCGAGGCCGAAAACAAUCUGCGCCUCCUAGUCCCGCCUGCAGAGCAAGGGGUCAUCGGAGGAUUAUCGCUCUCCAAGCCGGCCGUCAAGCACCACGAGGACACAGAUGUUGUGGAUGAAGACAAACUUGUAGCGAAUCUUGUCCAGAAUCCGGUGACACCUUCGCCUAUUCCACAGGCGUUGACAAACCAGCCUUCCAAAUCACAGACCCAGUUGCAGGCGAAGCAGCAACCAAAGAUGCCGUCCCAGGUUCCAGACAGCAUGCAGCCGGCCAUGGUGGUGUACCGCCUCCACAAGGCUUACGGUUACCUGGAAGGCCACAUUGUGCUACAGGGCCUGAGCUUCAGCGUGCGCUCGGGCGAGUGCUUCGGCCUUCUCGGAGUCAAUGGUGCUGGAAAGACCACCACCUUCAAGAUACUGACGGGCGAAAUCCUGCCGCAGGAGGGUGAUGCAUACAUUGGUGGCGUGUCCGUCGUGCGUAAUGUGUACGAGUUUCAGAGCCACCUCGGCUACUGCCCGCAAAGCAACGCCCUGCUGGAUGCUCUGACAGGCAUCGAGACAUUGAUGCUGUACAUCCGGCUGCGCGGGAUUCAGAUCACCAUAGAAUACGUGGAGGCGUUGCUGGAGAUUUUCAAUCUAAAUGACAUCGGAGAUCAUCUAGUCGGCACGUAUAGCGCAGGGAACCGGCGCAAGCUGUGCCUGUGCGUGUCGCUCAUCGGAAUGCCGAGGAUGCUCCUGCUGGACGAGCCUUACUCCGGAAUAGGAAUCCUUUCGCGGAAGCGAAUUGUCAACUACAUCAGCUCCCUGCAGAGGCGCACGAAGAUUUCUAUUGUGCUAUCCUCUCACAGCCUCGCAGAUGUGGAGUUUCUAUGCAAUCGCAUUGCCAUUCUCGGAGACGGAAGGCUGCAGUGCCUGGGUUCGCUGGCACACCUGAAACGAAAGUUCGGCCAGGGCUACACUAUCACCGUGAAAACAUACCCGGACCGCAAACAAGACAUCUUGUAUCAGCGAGAUGUGGCCCGGGAAGUCAGGAAGAAUUUCCAAGACGUGGAGCUUAUGCACAGCUACGAGGGACUGCUUGAGUUCCGGGUAUCCCGGAUUCAGAUGCUCUGGAGCGAGAUGUUCACCCGCAUGGCAAGGAUAAAGAAGCGCUUCAAGCUGCAAGACUUCUAUAUCACCGACACUUCACUAGAGCAAAUCUUUCUCAGUGUGACGCGCAAGCAAGUGAGCGAGGCAGCCGCUGCAGCACUACGACGGACGAACAACCCAUCUGCGACCUCUCUGGGUAUAUAA